AUGCUCAAAAUCUGGUCUAUGAAGCAACAGCAGCAGCAGGCUGAAAAUGCUGAAGGCGCUGCGGGGAAGAAGAAGAAGAAGGUCACAGCCGCCCAGCUGCGUGUUCAGCGAGAUCUCCAAGAGCUCACCCUCGGGAGCACGAUGAAAAUGGCCUUUCCGAAUCCCGACGACAUCCUCAACUUCAACUUGACCAUCGAGCCGGACGAGGGCAUGUACAAGAAUGGCUCCUUUACCUUCACUUUCGCCGUCAACCAGAACUUCCCGCAUGACCCGCCGAAAGUCAAGUGCACGCAGAAGAUCUACCACCCGAAUAUUGAUUUGGAGGGGAACGUCUGUCUGAAUAUCCUGCGCGAGGACUGGAAGCCUGUGCUCAACUUGAACGCCGUUAUUGUGGGCAUGCAGUUCCUCUUCCUCGAACCGAACGCUUCCGAUCCGCUGAAUAAAGAGGCUGCGGAGGACCUGCGGCAGAAUCGCGAUCUCUUCAAGCGCAAUGUCCGCAACUCCAUGGCCGGAGGGAACGUCCGUGGCGUCGCUUUCGACAAAGUGACGCGAUAG
Molecule: messenger RNA, 555 nt
Organism: Aspergillus mulundensis
Lineage: Eukaryota; Fungi; Ascomycota; Eurotiomycetes; Eurotiales; Aspergillaceae
Product: NEDD8-conjugating protein UBC12
Exons: 4
Coding region: 1-555 (184 amino acids)
Source: RefSeq, a predicted model, not a curated record